Notolabrus celidotus (New Zealand spotty) is the source of this 2603-nucleotide messenger RNA. RefSeq names its product transcription factor 7-like 2. The transcript has 9 exons. The record is from RefSeq and is a predicted model, not a curated record. Lineage: Eukaryota; Metazoa; Chordata; Actinopteri; Labriformes; Labridae. Gene Ontology annotation, biological process: regulation of transcription by RNA polymerase II; canonical Wnt signaling pathway. Bases 1 to 1152 code for a protein of 383 amino acids. Gene Ontology annotation, molecular function: RNA polymerase II cis-regulatory region sequence-specific DNA binding; DNA-binding transcription factor activity, RNA polymerase II-specific. Gene Ontology annotation, cellular component: beta-catenin-TCF complex.
AUGGAUCUGGUGGAAUUUGGCCUUCAGAGUCUCUUUAAACGAGCUAAAGACUCGGCCCGGCAGAGUCAGCCCGUCUACCCCGGCCUGUCCCCCUGUGGAUUCAGGCAGUCCUACUCCUCCAACCUCUCCAGCUCCUCCUCCUACCCCAGGUUCUCUCACCCUCUGAUGCUCGGCCCGUCAGGCAUGCAUCCUACAGGGAUCCCCCACCCAGCUAUAGUGCCCCCCACAGGCAAACAGGAGCACGACCAGUACGACCGGGGGAUGUACAUGAAGUCACAUGUGGAGGUCAAACGCGAGAAGGAGCCGAAGAAGCCGGUGAUAAAGAAACCUCUGAACGCCUUCAUGCUCUACAUGAAGGAGAUGAGGGCAAAGGUCAUCGCUGAGUGCACGUUAAAGGAGAGCGCCGCCAUCAACCAGAUCCUGGGACGAAGGUGGCACGCACUGACCCGAGAGGAGCAGGCCAAAUACUACGAGCUGGCCCGUAAGGAGAGACAGCUUCACAUGCAGCUCUACCCGACCUGGUCUGCCAGAGACAACUACGAGGCGGGCCUUAGCGGGGUCGCAGGGGAAAAGAGUAAAGCUGAUUGGGGAAAGAAGAAGAGGAGAAAAAGGGAGAAACUGCAGGACUCCAACACAGACCCGGGCUCUCCUAAGAAAUGUCGGGCUCGCUUCGGCCUGAACCAACAGACGGACUGGUGCGGUCCCUGCAGGAGGAAAAAGAAGUGCAUUCGCUACCUUCAAGGAGGAGGCUGCCCCAGCCCAACUUCUUCAGAUUUAAGUGCGAUAGACUCUCCCCCCUCCCCAUCACACUCCCCCUCCCCUUCCCCCGCCCGCCCCCCCCGUCUCUACCAGCACCAGCACCAGCACCAGCGCCCGCUCUCCCCGGGCUGCUCCCCGCCGCUGCCGCCGCCCUGCUCCCCAUCAUCCACACGGCUCCCCCUGUCCCCGCCGGCACACACGCGCUCACACACGCGCUUACCCCCGCAGCAGUCUGCGGGCAAGCGCUGUGACCCGCACCAGCCCGCACACAAACACACACACACACACACACACCUGGAACUGUCCGGGAGGCAGACGCACAGCUCAGCAACGGCGCUGUCGGUCGCCAAGGCAGCGGGACUCUCCCUCAAAGUGCUCACAGAGACUCAGUGAUGGAGCGGCUCACAUCCCCAGGACCCCGGUGCAGUCAGCGCCCUGCAGAGCGGCGAAGAUCUACAUGCUCACCUGAACUCAUCAUCAUCAACACUCUGAUCCCUAUCAUCAACACUCUGAUCCCUGUCAUCAACACUCUGAUCCCUGUCAUCAACACUCUGAUCCCUAUCAUCAACACUCUGAUCCCUAUCAUCAACACUCUGAUCCCUAUCAUCAACACUCUGUGAUCAUAUCGAUUGAUUUUUAAAACCUCAGCAGGUCAUGGAGGCCUGAUCCCUCUCAGUCCGCCUCACAUCCUCAAUAAUGAUCAGUAUUCAUGUUGUCACCACGCCAGCUUCAGCUUCAGGAAGAUGAUCAGGUGUUCAUCAGUCACAUUGAUCCAGUUUGAUAUUCUGUGAUCACUUGAUGAUGAAGAACUUUAAAAUUAUUGUUUGGAAUUUGAAGAUGAGAGAAGAUUUGCAUCCAGAUGAAACCUUUCAAAUGUUAAACUCUGAUCAGUGAAUACGUUCUGACCGCUCUGAUCUGAGGACGUCCUUUAAGGUGAGAGGUUUGUUACAGCAGCCUCAGGGUUCAGUGUUACACAUUCAUCUAACUCCUAAUGUCAGGGUUCAUCAUCAUCAUCAUCAUCAGUCAGUCGCCUUCAUUGAGACCAAAACAAGGGGAGCAGAAACGCACAGUCAGCCCGUCCAGCAGACCCUCGGCUCCACAGAGAGGAAGAUCUGUUUUUAUGUUUUAAUCCAUUUCCAGAUAUUUCCCAUGUUCAUCAGAGAGAAUCCAAAGCCUCAAAGUACAGCAGAGCGAGCAUCUUAGACUACGAGUUACAUCUUUAUAUGGAGGCACUUUCAGGCAGUCCGUCUCUCUCUGCGUCAGUUACACGUCUUUGAUUCUUUGAGGUCAGUUUUUAUGGACAGAACACGUUUUCAUUUUGCAGCUCCGUAAACACAAUCUGAGACCAAAUGGGUACUAUACUAUGGUGUUGUAAAGUUUUAUAAAUGUUGGAGUUCCCUAUUAUAAUGAGACUUUUAUAUGUUUUCUGUAAAAAAAAAAAAAAAGAGAGAGAGAGAAAGUUAAAAAAAGUAGUUUGUACCUUUUCUUAAAGCAAUACGUUUGUUUGUUUGUUUGUUUGUUUGUUUGUUUGUUCUCCGGUCGUUCCUGCAGGAUCCUUUAUGUUCUCCGUCUGUGCAUGUUCUCAAUGUUAACACAAUCAUUCCACUAUAAAGGCUUUCAUUUCCUGUUUGCAGCUUCACUCACCUGCAGCACUGAGUUCACCUGCAGGCCGAGCUUUUUGUACAGCAGAACUGUUUCCCUCCAGCAGAGGGCGCUCUUGUGCUAGAACUGUUUUUUAUUUGAGAUCUGGUGAGUCCCGACCCCUCCAGGAUCUCUUCAUCUCUUCGCCUCAAAGCCUCCGAUGUAUUACUUGUUUUUGAUGUAUUAAAGUGUUUUGAAUAUCU